GUACAUGCCAUCCAUUUUCGCCCACAAAGGAACACAUCAGCCAACACAAGCUAUCCCACUUCAUAUCACACACGUACACAGUAAUCACAAUCACAAGCCAAAAGAAGAACAGAGAAUGGCUACAACUGCAUGCUUCUUGAAUCCCAAUGUACUCUCUACUCGCACCAUAUCUUCGUCUCAACGUUUCGCACCGUCCCUCAAGCCUAGCCAGUUAGUUUGCCGUGCCCAGAAACUGGAUGAUGACCCCAGUGAUUUGCCUAUUUCUCGCAGAUUGGCUCUCACUGUUUUAAUUGGUGCUGCUGCUAUUGGCUCCAAGGUUUCCCCUGCCGAUGCAGCCUACGGCCAAGCCGCUAACAUUUUUGGGAAGCCAAAGGAAAACACAGAUUUCUUGCCUUACGCUGGAGACGGAUUCAAGCUGUCAAUUCCCGCAAAGUGGAAUCCAAGCAAAGAAAGAGAGUAUCCUGGUCAGGUUCUGAGGUACGAGGACAAUUUCGAUUCCAACAGCAAUGUCUCCGUUAUGGUCACCCCUACUGACAAGAAAUCUAUCGCUGACUUUGGUUCCCCUGAAAACUUCCUCUCCCAGGUGGACUAUCUUCUAGGAAAACAAGCCUACUUCGGGAAAACUGAGUCAGAGGGGGGAUUUGAUGCCAAUGCUGUGGCAACUGCAAACAUACUGGAGAGAGACACCCCAGUUAUUGGUGGAAAACAGUACUAUUUCUUGUCGGUGCUGACAAGGACAGCUGACGGAGAUGAGGGCGGCAAACAUCAACUGAUCACAGCCUCAGUGUCUGAUGGGAAGCUUUACAUUUGCAAGGCUCAAGCUGGAGACAAGAGAUGGUUCAAAGGUGCAAGAAAAUUUGUGGAGAGCACAGCAAGUUCAUUCAGUCUUGCUUGAUAUGGGAUGUGGAGUAUUUGCAUGUAAUUUUACUUAUAAAUAUGAUCUUUGAUUAAGUGAGUUGCUUGAACUUUUACUCACAAAUGUCAUUGGAGUUGUGGAGAAAGCUAAUGUGGAUAAUUCAGCACUCUCUUUUGGCAUAUACAAGUCAGUCCUCAUGUUGUUUAGUUAGUUGAGCCAUUGGCUGA
This is a messenger RNA of Olea europaea var. sylvestris, 1083 nucleotides long. Its product is annotated as oxygen-evolving enhancer protein 2, chloroplastic-like. Gene Ontology annotation, cellular component: photosystem II oxygen evolving complex; photosystem II; extrinsic component of membrane. The transcript is spliced from 4 exons. NCBI's taxonomy places the organism in Eukaryota, Viridiplantae, Streptophyta, Magnoliopsida, Lamiales, Oleaceae. Bases 5 to 895 code for a protein of 296 amino acids. Gene Ontology annotation, molecular function: calcium ion binding. The record is from RefSeq and is a predicted model, not a curated record. Gene Ontology annotation, biological process: photosynthesis.